AUGGAAUACAAAAAGGGAUUAGUGUUAGAUGUGAAAACAAGAUGGAACUCUAUUUACUUGAUGUUGGAUGCAGCGGAAAAAUAUGAAAAGGUCUUUAUAAGGCUAGGACGGUCAGAUAAAUCAUUUCGUGAGAGAUUUAUCUUCGAUAUUCCCGAUGAACCAGUAAUGGGUGAUAAUGUUGAUGAUAUUGACAGUACAGAUAUUCCCGAUAAAUUAGAAUCCAGUUCUUCUGAUUCUGAUGCUCCUGAAGAACCCUUAUCUGGUCGAAGAAAAGCCAAGAAGAAAAAGCCUCGCGUGCAUGCUCCUGAAAAGUAUGACUGGGCUAAUGCUCGAGUCCUAGUUCAGUUUCUACAGGUAUUUUUUGAAGCCACUGUAGAGAUUUAUGGUUCUACGUAUGUCACUUCGCAUACAUUUUUGGAGGAAAUUUGUGAUGUACGUGGAGAGUUAAAUGAAUGGAAAAAAGCUCAUUAUGAUCCUCACUUAAGCCAUAUGGGUGAGAAGAUGUUUCUUAAAUACGACAAGUAUUGGGGUGAGUAUAAGAACAUGAAUCCUUUAUUUUUUAUUGCGGUGCUUCUUGAUCCAAGAGAAAAAGAACGUGGACUGCAAGUAAUACUAGAAGACUUGAUUAUGCAUGAUAUUCCUUGGAUGAAACAAAGAUUGGUAAAAAAUUGGUUAGAUAAAGUGAAAGAGGAUUUUAAUGAAUUAUUUACAGCUUAUAAGGCAGAAUAUGCAGUUGUAGGAAGUGUGUUAGCCUCGUCAGAAUCUGUAGGUGAAAUUGGUGGUAGUCCUAGUCAAGCGAUCUCUAGUUCUAGUUCUACGUUACAUAGAAAGAGAAGAUAUAAGGACCAUAGAGAAGAACGUAAAACCCAGUUGUCUACAAUGGAGGAUUUUGACAAAUCCGAGGUGGAAAGAUACUUAUCGGAGCAGAUUUACUCACCAACAAAAGACAAGAAAGAAGGUUCAAAGUUUGAUAUAUUGACUUGGUGGAAAAGCAAUGCUGCAAGAUUUGAUAUUCUGUCACUUAUAGCAAGAGACAUACUUGUUAUUCCCGUCUCUUCAGUUGCAAGUGAAUCCGCUUUCAGUACUGGAAAGCGAAUACUUGGUCAUUUCCGAAGUUCUUUAAGACCCGAACUGUGGAAGCAUUGA
This is a messenger RNA of Papaver somniferum (opium poppy), 1146 nucleotides long. RefSeq names its product zinc finger BED domain-containing protein RICESLEEPER 2-like. The transcript has 2 exons. Gene Ontology annotation, molecular function: protein dimerization activity; DNA binding. The coding region runs from base 1 to 1146 and encodes 381 amino acids. The record is from RefSeq and is a predicted model, not a curated record. Lineage: Eukaryota; Viridiplantae; Streptophyta; Magnoliopsida; Ranunculales; Papaveraceae.